CGGGGUAGAAGAAUUUCAGUUUUUUAGUCGUCGCGGUAGAAUAUAAGAGGCAACGAGACAUAAGAAUUCUGUCUUGAAAUCGACUUGAACAUUAUAUUGAAUAGCGAAAGAGCACGGCGUCUCGCGACGCGUUCUCCGCUAGAUACGCUUCGAAGAAUAUUUGCAUUAACAAUAAAUACAGGCCUUUAUCGUUCGCUCCACAACUGUGUGCGUGUGUUAUCUGUUACGCUUAUUCUGCGCAUGGAAAAAUCUUACGUAACAUCUCGAUGACAAGGAGCGAAAAUCGUUAUGCGUAUAUUAAAAAUGCUCGACCGCGGCGCACUAUUUUCAUGCACAGAGCUCGCACACUGAAACUAUAAAUAUAUCCUCAUUGUGUCGGACUUCUUGUAACAUUACGAAAGGAAGCACGGCUUGUGCGAAACGUAUGAUCGCGCACAACGUCCAGCAUCCGACUUAAGAUCCAUUUGCACAACACUUGCAGGAUUUGUGCUGACCGAUAUCUCCUAAUCGGACACGAUGACGGGUGAGAGAUUGGACCUGGACAAACCCUUGUGGGAUCAAAACACCUUCGCGGGAAGGUGGAAAUACUUCGCGUGGAUGACCGACUUCCGCACGUGCGUCAAACCAGAAUCGGAGCUGCUGGCUGCUAAAAAGCUGUGCGAGCAGUACAGAAUUGGCAAAGAACCAGCCGGUACCACCAGAGAGCAAAUUAUCUACGCGAGGAAGCUGUAUGAAUCCGCCUUUCAUCCCGACACCGGCGACCUGCAGAACGUAUUCGGCAGAAUGUCCUUCCAGGUGCCGGGAGGAAUGGCCAUUACCGGCGCUAUGCUUCAAUUUUACAGGACGACUCAGGCGGUAGUUUUUUGGCAAUGGGUCAACCAGUCCUUCAACGCACUCGUCAAUUACACCAACAGAAAUGCUAACAGUCCUAUAACGACCACUCAGCUAGGUGUAGCUUACGCUAGUGCUACCGUCGCGGCGAUGAUAACUGCGAUAGGAUGUAAAUCGUAUUGGGAAAGGCGUGCGAGUCCUCUAAUGGCUAGGUACGUCCCGUUCGCUGCAGUGGCGGCCGCUAAUUGCGCUAAUAUCCCUCUAAUGAGACAGAACGAAAUUGCGAACGGCGUGGAUCUUAUUGACGAGGACGGCAAAAAACUUACAAAGUCAAAGCUCGCAGCUGUGAAAGGAAUCAGUCAAGUGGUCAUUUCGAGAAUCGUCAUGUGCGCACCCGGCAUGCUUAUCCUACCGCCCAUAAUGGAAAGACUGGAGAAAUACGCGUGGAUGCAGAGAAUCAAGCCACUGCACGCGCCGAUACAAAUUAUGAUGUGCGGAAUUUCAUUGACGUUUAUGGUACCGACAGCGUGUGCACUAUUCCCACAAAAUUGCUCCGUCAAGGCGACUACUCUGCAGCGCUGGGAGCCGGAAAACUAUGAGUUAUUGAAGAAAAACUGCGAAGGUGGGAAACUACCGACGUAUUUAUAUUUUAACAAGGGGUUAUAAUGUUAUAAAAAGUUCUAAUUUUAUGAAACUCAAAAUGUAAGUGUUACUCCAUCCUUUAUAAUAAUAUCGUUGUUGAAGUGACACAGUAAUGGUAAAUUCUUCUGCUGGAACAGAGAUGAACCCAAAAUUAACAUAACUUAUUAGGUUAAAGUCAAUUAUUGUAAUAGAAAUUUCUUUUAAUUUGUUGUUGAACAUUUGUGCAUAGCUCUUUUUAUGAUUUGAAAUAUUAAAGUUUGAACGUCGCAAUAUUCACAGGGUGAUAAAAUAAAAUUCCGUCGGCACAUGCUGAUCUUACAAUAAGAGACACGCUAAUAGCGAUGCAAUAGAAACAAUAGAUUAGUAAAGGAUGAAAUGUCAACAGUAUAAAUUGAUGUUUUUUCCAAUUUACAAUAAUUACAAACUGUAGCAAUAAUUUUAUUGCUUUAAUUAUAAGUGCUUAAUUGUUCCUCUCAGGUGUUUUAACGUUAAUUUAUAAGUUCCACAUGUUUUAAAUACAACAUUAAUCAAACAGUGUACUUAAUUACUUAACGUUAUUAUGUAAAUUUCGAGAGGUCUACUUCGAAAGUAAAAAUGCUGCCACACAUAGUAAUACGAUAAGAAACUUUGCUACACACAUAAUUAAUGAAAAAAUAAAUAAUAUCACGACAGUUGCGUCAAUAAAUGUUGUUC
Messenger RNA from Vollenhovia emeryi, 2166 nucleotides. Its product is annotated as sideroflexin-2. NCBI's taxonomy places the organism in Eukaryota, Metazoa, Arthropoda, Insecta, Hymenoptera, Formicidae. Gene Ontology annotation, molecular function: monoatomic ion transmembrane transporter activity. Gene Ontology annotation, cellular component: mitochondrial inner membrane. The record is from RefSeq and is a predicted model, not a curated record. Gene Ontology annotation, biological process: monoatomic ion transport; serine import into mitochondrion. The coding region runs from base 517 to 1497 and encodes 326 amino acids. The transcript is spliced from 9 exons.